Messenger RNA from Cylas formicarius (sweet potato weevil), 2153 nucleotides. It is a transcript of the gene Vps52, whose product is annotated as vacuolar protein sorting-associated protein 52 homolog. The transcript has 4 exons. The record is from RefSeq and is a predicted model, not a curated record. Bases 110 to 2107 code for a protein of 665 amino acids. Gene Ontology annotation, molecular function: syntaxin binding. NCBI's taxonomy places the organism in Eukaryota, Metazoa, Arthropoda, Insecta, Coleoptera, Brentidae. Gene Ontology annotation, cellular component: GARP complex. Gene Ontology annotation, biological process: Golgi to vacuole transport; lysosomal transport; endocytic recycling.
UUACCAACGUCCAUAUGGCAACACUGCACAGAAGUCGGCACUUGACAUAUGUCAUGUAAACAUUUCAUUUUCAAACACAAUACUAAAAAUUUUUAGUAUUUUAAUCAAAAUGAGUAACAACAAAUACGUCCAAGUGGCAGGCAGUAAUGCUGGCAUAACCAGCAGCGAUAAAGUAGUUCAGGAUAUUCUAAACACAUUCACAGAUUUGCGGCAUUACUCUCGAGAAAUUGAAAAUGAACUCAAGAAUACAGAAAACCAGUCCAUAAAAGUGUACAUCAAGGAGAGUGAAAACAUUAGCAAUCUUCAUUCGAGAAUUACGGCAUGCGAUUCUAUUUUGGAACGAAUGGAAAAUAUGUUGCUAGCUUUUCAGAAUGACCUAGGAAGCAUUAGCAGUGAAAUUCUCACCCUCCAGCGAAAAUCCAUUUCAAUGAGCCAAGAGCUGACCAACCGACAAGCCAUUAGAGGUCAGCUUAGUCAAUUCAUAGAUGACAUUUCCGUUCCAGAAACAUUAAUAGUCGCUAUUAUGGACUUGCCUGUCACGGAUAAGGAGUUUUUAUCCCAGCUUCAACUUUUAAAUCACAAAAUAGGGUUCAUUAAAGAGCAGAGUUUUAAGGACACAAAAUCGUGCCACGACGUGAAGGACGUCUUGGAAAAAUUGAGAAUUAAGGCAAUGUCAAAAAUUCGCGCAUAUUUAUUAGAGCAAAUAUCAAAAUUUCGAAAACCAAUGACAAAUUAUCAAAUUCCGCAAAACACGUUGCUGAAAUUUAAAGGUCAUUAUGAAUUUCUGUUAAUGAAUGAGAGAAAUAUAGCCGAGGAGAUUUGUAAUGAAUAUAUUGACACCAUGAGCAAGAUAUAUUACUCCUAUUUUAAGUCCUACGAGGGAAGAUUGACUAAGUUGAUGUAUGAAGAAAGUAUUACCAAAGAUGAUUUGAUGGGUAUCGAAGAUACAGCGACCAGAAAUCUUUUUAACAAGUCACUUAAACAUAAGGCAACGGUAUUCACUAUAGGUAACAGGGGGGAUGUUCUAGCACAACAAUUGGAGGCCCCCAUUAUAGUUCCCCAUGCCGAAACCAAAAAUCGGUAUCCAUUCGAAGCUCUGUUUAGAAGUGUGCAAUACGCAUUAGUAGAUAACGCUUGCCGUGAAUAUUUAUUUGUCAGCGAAUACUUUAUGGUGCAAAAUCAAGCCGCUAUGAAUUUGUUUAACAAAAUUUUAGGGAAAACACUCAACCUCUUACAGAGAAAUAUCGAGAGCUAUAUUGCUACCAGCUUCGAUUCGAUCGCGAUUUUUUUGUGUUUUCACCUGGUUCUGCGUUACAAAAUUAUGUGUCAUAAGAGGUGCGUACCUGCCUUAGACUACUAUUGGGAGUCGCUGGAAAAAAUUCUUCUGCCUCGAUUCGAGCAUAUAGUCAGGCUAAAUAUCAACAGCAUAAGGGACUGCGACGUAACGAAGUUUAACUUGGAAAAAGGCCCCCAUUAUAUUGCAAGGAGGUACGCGGAAUUUAGCGCGGCCGUCGUUAGUAUUAGCGAAAAUUUCCCCAACGAAAUUAUCAACAAGUUAUUGGCGGAACUGCAGGAGGAAGUGGAAAUGUUUAUAUUUCGAAUGGCGGGCGUGUUUACCGAAAGAAAGGAUCAGCUGAUAUUUCUCAUCAACAACUACGACAUGAUCUUGAACAUAAUCAUGGAAAGGACUAGGGAUAACUGUAAGGAAGCGGAAACGUUCAAGUCGAGGUUAGCGGCCAAAAGCGGAGAAUACGCGGAGCAGAUUUUGUUCCCCCAUUUCGGCGAGAUGAUACAAUACGUGAAAGAGUGCGAGCAUUAUUUCGAAACGUCGAAAUUGAAAGAGCUGAAAAAUAUGGAGAUCAAUUCCCCAGAUAUCGUUCGAAAUUUUUCCGCAAACUGGAAAAAAUCUCUGGAGGAUUUGAACCGCGAAGUCCUCCUGUCGUUUCCUAACCUCGUUACCGGCGCCAGUCUCUUGCAACUGGCUUUGACCCAACUGGUUCAGUAUUAUCACAGGUUUCAUAAAUUAUUGCCCCCCAACGUCAGGUCUCAGCUAGUUAAUAUUCAUCACAUUAUGGUGGAAAUGAAAAAAUAUAAAACUAAUUUUUAAAUUUAAUAAAUUUUAGCAACUUCUCGUAUUUUCUUUUGACUUUAUA